AUGGAUACUUUAUUCAAAGAGUUAAAUAAAUUGUGUCAAUCGUCGUCACUUGUAUACAACGAUUAUUUAAAUAAUAGACACGACACGGUUUUUGUUGACGACAAAACAAAACCAAUAGCAACAAGAAUAAAAACAGCCGAAACAUUUUACGAGCGAUUCGAAGAAAAUGUCGCAAGAAAUUAUGUAUUGUUUAAGUCACUCGAGAUUGUGUAUAACAACCUUAAAACAAUGAAAAAGAAGGUAAAAACUGAAAUGAAAAUCCUUAAAAAUCAAAAUGAUUUAAAUUGUUUUGAUAAAAUCGUUGAAGAACUAUCUGAAAUUUACGACGAAGACUUUCAAGCUAAAAAGAAUGUGCUGGAAGAACAAAUUAAAGAAUUUGAAAAUCGCAAAAACACAAAGAUAUCAGAAAUGAAAAAAUCCAAAUAUUACAAAGGAUGUGAUGAUACAGAAUUAAACAUAGGAAAAAAAACAAACAUGAUAUUUAAAGAAGUAAUUUUUGACAGUGUGCAAGACGACUGGAAACAAAAUACUUCCGUUUUUAAUAAUAAAAUAGAAGGAAAAAGUAACUUAGUUUUUUUGAUUGAGGAUAACGACGGUAACAAAUUUGGGGGUGUUUUGUUCGAGAAGGUAAAAAACAUUGAAUGGGUUGAUGAUUCGAAAUCGUUUAUUUUUAUUUCAAAAAUUAAUGGUAAAAAUACAUUUGAAAAGUAUCCAAUUAACGAUAAACAGACUUUUUAUCUUAAUCGAAAAAAAGAUUUUUCAUUGUUUUCGUUUAAAAUGACGAGCGACUUUGGAAUUAACAAAAAUGGAGAUGGAACAUUCAGAUUAUCUUCUUUUGGAGGUAAAAACAAGUUAUUUAUUGAUGAUAAAUUUAAAGUCAGUAGAAUAAAAGUCAUUCAAUUGGAAUAA
Molecule: messenger RNA, 909 nt
Organism: Entamoeba invadens IP1
Lineage: Eukaryota; Evosea; Mastigamoebida; Endamoebidae
Exons: 1
Coding region: 1-909 (302 amino acids)
Source: RefSeq, a predicted model, not a curated record